This is a messenger RNA of Penicillium arizonense, 1689 nucleotides long. RefSeq lists its product as uncharacterized. NCBI's taxonomy places the organism in Eukaryota, Fungi, Ascomycota, Eurotiomycetes, Eurotiales, Aspergillaceae. Gene Ontology annotation, biological process: regulation of DNA-templated transcription. The record is from RefSeq and is a predicted model, not a curated record. The coding region runs from base 1 to 1689 and encodes 562 amino acids. Gene Ontology annotation, molecular function: zinc ion binding; DNA-binding transcription factor activity, RNA polymerase II-specific. The transcript is spliced from 4 exons.
AUGUCUGGGUGCAAUAACUCCUAUCUAGUGCCGUUCCCCGAACGGCCUCCCUCCUCCAAAGAUUUCGUUCUACGUGACCAUCAAUUAGCGGAGCUUCUUCAGUCAAUUGAUCCUCCCGACCAUCCUUUCUUGGACCACCCUUUCAGCAACUCUGAAGAUUCAUUAAGGAGAAUCGCUCUCCGCUCUAGUCAUCAGAGACCGAACCCCAAAGUUCCUAUCCCUCGAACAUCUACUAAAGUGAGCUGGACAAAAGGUGCCCGAGUCAGUCAAGCAUGCAAAAGUUGCCGUGCGCCGAAGAUCAAAUGCAGCGGUCAUCGGCCAGCCUGUCAUAGAUGUGUGGAGAUUGGUAUCGCCUGCCACUACGAUGACCGAAAGCGAGAGAAGAUCGACAAGCAGCUCAGCAAUCUGAACGUACAGCUUGGCAUGUUAGAAGAUCUGUUGCGUGACCUCUAUCCAAGACUCGACAUCCAAUCUGCCCAGCAUGUUGACCGAACCCUGGGUAAAAUUUCGAGCCAUGAUCGGGCCCCGCUAAUUGUCCCUGGUCUACCAAAAACCUACAAUGCACCAGAAGAUCCAUCUGUCACCGUUGACUACACAGAAGAAGAUUUCAAUAGCCUUGGAGAAAUGCAGGCGCUGGGAUUUGUGGGUGAACACUCAGAGAUGGUAUGGUUGUGCAGGCUCAAAUACGCACUCGAACAAAGCUCUGCCACGCCAUCCACAUCCCAGGAGAAUGUUGUUCGACCAUCCGUCACGUCUAUAAACUAUUACAACAAUGACUGGGAUAUGGGGAUACGAGAUGAAGUGGAUUUGUUAGAACGGCCUUCGCAGGGCAUGGCCGACCACCUCGUCGGCACGUAUUUCCAAAUCAUUCAUCCUUCAUUCCCGAUCAUUGGGAAAAUGACGGGUGGAAAUAUUUCGAAGGAUAGCCUGACCGAAAGUGUACCGUUAGGUUAUCCAGCGUCAAGCAAACGAUCACUCAAACGAAAGACUGCACUCGUUGUAGCGGAACCGCUACAACCAAACAACUCGUUGUGCUUUCUUUACGCUGCGAGUCUCACUAUCUUAACGCGCAAGGCAAUUGAUAUCCUUUACGCACCAGGUGCGGCCCAUAAGCCAUGGAUCGAGACAGAGGUUGCGAUUUCCUCAUUGAACGACCAAACGGAUAAUUGGCUUAGUUCGCUCCCGGCUCUUUACGAUUUCAAAGCCAUAAGCAAAGCUAGGCCGCUGAAUCGUCAAUGUGCCAGCCUCGCUUUCCACUUCUAUUCGACAAAGCUUUUUAUCACGCAACCCUGUCUUCGCCGGCUCAUUUACAGAUCACCAGAAAUGUCGAACGUUCCUAUCGAUGCCUCUGGUUCCAUGACGGCCAUUUGCAUUCAGGCCGCAGGUCAACUACUCGAAUUACUACCUGAUAAGCCGGACUUGACUUGGCUGUAUGGUGUUUGUCCAUGGUGGUGUGCUCUCCACUAUUUCAUGCAGUCUAUUACCAUGAUUUUGACUGAGUCUUUUAUUCGUACGAGAUUAGGGACAAUUCGCACAAUCAGCACCAUGCCGAAGUUGCGAAAGGCUAUAGCUUGGCUGAAGGAGAUGUCUGAAAGAGAUGUUUCUGCACAGAAAGCUUGGCUUGUUUGCUUGGAUUUCAUCUCACGUCAUGGGUCGAAACUUGGUUUAGGUGUCGAUGACAGUCUCUAA